Bipolaris sorokiniana ND90Pr is the source of this 328-nucleotide messenger RNA. RefSeq lists its product as uncharacterized. The transcript has a single exon. NCBI's taxonomy places the organism in Eukaryota, Fungi, Ascomycota, Dothideomycetes, Pleosporales, Pleosporaceae. The record is from RefSeq and is a predicted model, not a curated record. Bases 71 to 247 code for a protein of 58 amino acids.
CACUCUUAAUAAGACAGCUCGGUGACGAACCUAAGAGUUGAGAUCAAGUCUAAAUGAAUUUGCGGCGGUGAUGAGAUGGGAGAGACGGGCGGGAGGCGAAACACGGGGAAUUUAUAGGCAUCGGUGCACUACACUGCGCUGCGUGUUAUUAUUACAACUAUGGUUCGCUAUCAUGAUUGAUGUAUUGGCUGAUAUGAGCUUUCCGAAGUGGCUUGAUACAGUAUUUUGGCUCGGAAAAAUAGUGUAGUAGUUAAUCAAGGAGAUAUUAUGAAAGCUACUUCGUCGCUAAAACCUAAGAACUCCUUUCUGUGUCUCAGAAGUUGAAAAG